Molecule: messenger RNA, 237 nt
Organism: Symbiodinium pilosum
Lineage: Eukaryota; Dinophyceae; Suessiales; Symbiodiniaceae
Source: the annotation of a GenBank genome assembly
GUGGGAAAGUCCACGCUUCUCACGGCCUGGGCGCAGAAUCUCACUGGCCGUGAGGACUUCGUGUUUCCGGCUGGUCAGACCCGCGAGUCUUUGACUAAAGGUCUUUGGUCCGCUCUCCUCCCAGCAGAGGCCACCGGCCUGGAGUUCCACUUGAACCUCUGCGACUCUCAGGGCUUGAAGCAGGUAGCCGAGCUUGAGCAAUGGAGGCUCUUUGCGGCGAACGUGCUGAUACCGCAG